Hermetia illucens (black soldier fly) is the source of this 3742-nucleotide messenger RNA. RefSeq lists its product as uncharacterized. NCBI's taxonomy places the organism in Eukaryota, Metazoa, Arthropoda, Insecta, Diptera, Stratiomyidae. The coding region runs from base 982 to 3090 and encodes 702 amino acids. The transcript has 9 exons. The record is from RefSeq and is a predicted model, not a curated record. Gene Ontology annotation, biological process: anatomical structure development. Gene Ontology annotation, molecular function: extracellular matrix binding; protein binding; calcium ion binding.
GGAACUGCCUUGGGUGGAAGCUUUUUAGGCUUGGGCGGCCUCUUGUUGGGUUUUGGGCUUAAUGGACUUGCGUUACGUCGCGCUGGGCACUUUUGGUUGUUGCCUGAUCCAAAAAGGGGAGAUAUGCGUUUUUCGAUUUCUUGUGAUGUUUUCAGUUUCUUACCGAAGACUGAGAUUAGCGGUUGUGUAGAUUCUUUGAUCUUCCAUUGAGAAAGAUUUUUUUUUAGAAUUUCUGUUCGUGUGACGGCGGUUUAACGGAUUUCGUUUUGUUAAAGUUUUAUCCGAUGAAAGUACACUAUCUAAAGAUUGUGCUGGUGCAUCGGAAGAUAGUCUUGUGAAGAUUGUGCUCCGAAACGAGUAGAAGAUACUUUUUGUACAUUUACCUAAGAUUCGUUGGUUGUCAUUCUAGCAAUCUUUUCGAUUAAAAAAAAAACGUUAGAACUAUCAACGGAUUUAAUUAUGAGUGGCUCCUAUAAAUCAAUCGGACAAGAUUCGUUACUCAAAAGAAAUUCCAUGUUCUCGGGUGACUGACUAUUGGCUAAUAUUCAAAGCACAUUGUAUCUGAAUUCCGAAAUCCAUUGUUUUGAUUUCUUCGAUUUUUAUUGGUUUCAUAAUGUGAUGUUUUCGUUUGAUUAGCAACCAUUAUAAGGACUAUCGUUUGUUAUUAAAUAAUUUACAUUGGGGACGUGAACAGAACAUCAAGUAUGAAUUUUGAAAAUGAACCGCGCGCAAAUGUAUCUUUUAUGUGCUACUCGAGUCUUAUAAAAGUAGUGAUUAUAGAAAGUGCGACCCUUGGUGCUUCUUAAGGAUGUUGAAAGACAGUGAUUUUGAUUUUUGAUUCAGUGAUCUAGGAUCAUCUUGGAGAAGUGGAAAGUAUGCAGAUAUUGGCAGCAAAUCCACUAAAAUUUCAGAUUCAGAUCGACAUUUUCCACUAACUACGCUCUCAAAUAAAAUGAUUUCAAAUGGUAAUGUGACGGUAAAAUGGAAAAUCGCCAUAAGAGUCCUAAGAGUGAGUUAGGAAAAUGUAACAAAUUCCAAGGCCCAAAUAAGGCAAAUCAAAUUGCAUCACUGACCACAAGAAAAUGUCCCGACCAUGUGAGGAAAACGGAAAAUGCUAAUAAGACAUGCAGAGAGUGUUGUGGAGAAACAUUCCUUAAAUGCAAUUACAAGUACAAAAGAAGAAGUAAGAGUUCAGUGCAAGGUGAUGUGCCAAAGGUUGAUUGCUCCAACAAAAUUAGUAAUUGCUGCAGUUCGUGGUGCAGUCGUAGCCGUGAAAAUAUCGAGGAAAUACGCGCAGUGGAUUACUUAAAGUGGACAUUAUGUCGGUACGUGCCAUGUGCGAAAAUGUUAAAUAUCUGUUCGUUGAAUAUAAUUGUAAUUAUUGCAAUAAUCAUGCUGGGAGUUGCAGAUGUGAGUGAGGCUGGUAUCUGUUGGACUACAAGAGAAUCGAGCGGCAAAUGCACUCAACGAUUUUCUAGCAACAUGUCAGAAGAGGAAUGCUGUAAACAUCCGAGUUUCGCUUAUACAGAGCGAGAAAUGUCAGAUACGGAGCUAUUUUUUGCUGCCGCAAUAAAUGAUGGAGCUGUAUGUAAAUCCUGUUUAGAUUCAUGUGAAGCAGCGAAAUGUGGUACAGGCAAACGAUGUGUCUACAGAAAAGGGCGACCAAAGUGUGUAUGUGCUCCAGUAUGCCGUUCAUCUAAACAAAAAAAUCGUUCAUCCAACACGAAAGGUUUUCUUGCAACAACACCAACAAACUCACCGCCAAUUAUGCUCCCCAAGGAGCAACGACCGUUCCCGUCUUUCUUCAAUUUUGGUGGUAUGGACUUUGAUGCAGGAAACACUGUGCCUGGAAGAUCUUCAACUAAUCAUAAAAAUUCUACUAGUAUUAAUACAAAUAAUAACAAUUCCGAAGUACGAUGGCGACGUGAUUCCAAUGAACCUGUCGUUGAAGCUUUAAAAUCGAAUCGUAAUGAGACUGAUCAUUUGACGUCAACGAAACGUCGGAAAAACCAAAGAAAAUCAAAGAAUUCGUCAAAACGGCGAAAGAAUAGUACAACAAAAUCACCAUCAAGUAAGGUAUUGUCAUCCAGCUCUGAACGACAUGCUGAGGAUGCUGAAGCAACGGCAAAUGUGGAUCACCAGGGUGAUUCGCCGAAGAGUGGGAGGAUAAUUAUUAUGGCCGAUAAUUCGGAAAGGAGUUUGAAGGAAACGUCGCUACAAGACGGGAAGCUAUCGAAUUCUAGUUCAACGCCGCAUGGUACAAAGCAGACACAUCACAAUCGUCAUCAGCUGAAAAGAGACCAACAGAAGCAUCAUUCAAAGGCCACUGAUUCGGGACAGAGCGCAGUGUUACUGGACGAAAAAAUUCGGAGUGGCUUUUUCAACCAUGGCUUUCCUUAUCCGAGUGUCGAUGAUGUACAGCAGCAACAUGGUCAUGGACGAUACUAUAAUCCUGUUUGCGGUACAGACGGAAAAACAUACAAAACCGAAUGUCAGCUGAAGAAACGAGCAUGCCGCAGGGAAAGUACCACGCUAGCGGUCGCCUAUCGGGGACACUGUCAGACAUCUUGUAAAUUAGUUCGAUGCUUGAACAACCUGACAUGUGUUGAGGAUCAGUAUGGUUUGCCGCAUUGUAUUUCAUGUACAAUUUCGUGUCCCCAAGAUGAUGCGACACCCGUAAUUGAUCCAUCGAGAGCAGUAUGUGGCGUAGAUGGGCUGACAUACAAAAGCAUAUGUGAUAUAAAUCGUUUGAUUUGUACAACAGGUCGUUCUAUUGCCGUCGCCUACUAUGGACUAUGCAAAGAUGAAGCCAACUGCAACACAAUACAAUGCCGCGAUAAGGAAAUAUGCCUCAACGAUCUGCAGACGAAUAAACCACGUUGUAUCUCAUGCAGCUUUAAAUGUCCCCGGAAACGACGACCGCAGGGGCAACGGUAUCAGGAACAUAAGAUUUGCGGCACCAAUAAUUUAAGCUAUCAUUCUUGGUGCCAGAUGAGAAGAGAGUCUUGCAAUACAGGAUUUUAUAUUGAUGUCAAGCAUGUGGGCACGUGUCAUAAAAGUUCCGCGCCCUCGAAGCCGAAGUACACUUAGCCACCCCGGAGCGGACGUCCUGUACAUACCAAUUACACUAUCCCAUCUAAAUUGAACCUACACCUACGAUGUUUCCGCGUACACAGAUCCUUAUCAAAAUAUUGUUAAUUAAGUUUGCAUAAAGGCGUGGACGCGUGCAUUGCGUCCACCGAGUAACCACCGAUUGGUAAAGAAACCACAGAACUGAUUACAAUUAUUUAUGAAUUUCAUCAAAUCAAACAGAACAGUAAACGCAGUAACGAUCUAAAGAGUAAAAUUAGUGCAAAUGAAUUUAUUUAAGAUACAAUUUUCUAACGUCUAAAGUAAUAUUAUUUUAUAUUUAUUGAAUGGUCGCUAUUUAAGGUGGAACUUUUGAGAAUGGAUCGGGAAAUACUUCAGUCUUGGAAAGUAUCUUUUUUGUCAAAUACGGAAUAAAGUUAAAAUGUCGGCUAAGUUUUAAAGUGAAAUUAUUUAUUAUUUAUUCUAGCACCGGAAAAACGGAUUUAUCAGUAGAAUAAUAUAUAAUGGAAUCGUAUUUGGUAAUUUUAGACCUUUAGCUACUCGGUGUUAACAGAUCAUAAUGUAAUGGAAUCAUUUAGAUUAGUCUAAGCUGACUGAUAGAUUAACAUGAACUUAUAGAACGUACUAAAUAAAAACAUGUAGAACUUUGUGA